Molecule: messenger RNA, 687 nt
Organism: Lacerta agilis (Sand lizard)
Lineage: Eukaryota; Metazoa; Chordata; Lepidosauria; Squamata; Lacertidae
Product: XK-related protein 7-like
Exons: 1
Coding region: 1-687 (228 amino acids)
Biological process (GO): engulfment of apoptotic cell; apoptotic process involved in development; phosphatidylserine exposure on apoptotic cell surface
Cellular component (GO): plasma membrane
Source: RefSeq, a predicted model, not a curated record
AUGGCCGCGAAGUCGGAUGGAGGAGCGGCAGGCGCCGCCGCCGCCUCCGCCUCGUCGUCGCUCGUGCGCCGGGAGGGAUCCGGCGGCGGCGGUGGAGGGAGCGGCGGCGGCAGCGGCGGUGGCGGCGGGAGCUGCAGCUCGAGCUUGGCCCGGGGGUCCCGUCGAGGAGGGCCGCCGCCCCCUCCGCUGCCCAACCCGGGCAGCCCCGCCGCCUCUGGCUCUGCCUCGGCCGCCGCCCCGACGUCUCUGCUGCUGCCGGGCCGCGAGUACAGCCUGCUGGACUGCUGCUGGGUGCUGGGCGCCCUGCUCGUCUUCUUCUCGGACGGCGCCAGCGACCUGUGGCUGGCCGCGCACUACUACCUGCGCGGCGAGUACUCCUUCUUCGGGCUCACGCUGCUCUUCGUGCUGCUGCCCUCGCUCGUCGUGCAGCUGCUCAGCUUCAGGUGGUUCGUCUACGACUUCUCCGCGCCCAACAGAGCCUCGCCGGGGCCGCCCGCCGCCGCCUUCAGCACCAAGGACAGCGCCAGCACCAAGGACAGCGCCCGAGCCGGCCUCCAGCCGCCGCCGCCGCCGCCGCAGCAGCAGCCGCCUUCUCCGCGGGCUUCCUCCGGCGGCUGCUGCCGCCUCUGCGUCUGGAUCCUCCAGUCCCUCAUCCACCUCCUGCAACUCGGCCAGGUCUGGAGGUGA